Messenger RNA from Ixodes scapularis (black-legged tick), 1209 nucleotides. RefSeq lists its product as uncharacterized. Gene Ontology annotation, biological process: positive regulation of cilium assembly; positive regulation of protein localization to cilium; regulation of cytokinesis. Gene Ontology annotation, cellular component: early endosome; centrosome; midbody. The transcript is spliced from 7 exons. The record is from RefSeq and is a predicted model, not a curated record. Bases 33 to 803 code for a protein of 256 amino acids. Lineage: Eukaryota; Metazoa; Arthropoda; Arachnida; Ixodida; Ixodidae.
CGGCGGCCGCAUUAGUGGGAUGGGCGUUCACAAUGGCGGCUCCCAUCGACGAGGUUGAAGAGGAUGCCUGCGUCAACCCGUUUUCGUUCCAACGCUUCGUGAGCGGCCAGAAUGCUAUCGACCACUCCCAGCCACCUGCGAAGGGACGCUGUCGUCUCUCCCCGACGACCGUGGGCAGUCUACGGCUGAUGGACGCAUCCACAGUGACAGUGGAAUGUGAGCGUGUCUUAGAGCAGCGUCCAGACGCGAUUGGCCAAUGCAGCCCAGAACCAGUGCCUUGCUGGGACCGGAGGGAUGUCGAGCUUCCGAACCCCGCAGAGGAGCAAUGUUCCUGCGAGCACAGAAGCUCCAUCAGUAGGCUGGAAGAGGAAAAUGCACGACUCAAACGGCAGUGUCUGGAGGCGCUCGAGACCAAUCGGCUCCAGCUGGCGAGGCUGGAGGCCCUGGAGGAGGAGCAGGAGGCCCAGCGGCACAAGGAGCGUGAGGAGACGGCAGCUCUCGAGCAGGUCGUGCGGCAGGUCGAGUGCAGCCUCAAGGCGGCCCUGGAGCGAGCCUCAAGUGCGGAACUGGCUUCUGCUCGACUCAAGCAGCAAGUCAAGACACUCCAGGCACGCUGCAGGCAGCUGGAAACGGAUUCUCAUUCCAACCUGUCCCAAGCUACGACGGACAUCUCGGCUAAGCUCCGGACUGCGGCAGACGACGCUGAAAUGUCGCUUAGGUCCCUGCUCAAAGGCGUGGAUCAGCUCCGCUUGUAUUCAUCGCUGGUCGCAAGCCUGUCCAAGGUCCAAGAAGAGGUCUCCUGAAGUCUCCCCCUCUACCGAGGGGCGCAAAACAUUCGAGAGCUGCACUACAAGAACGGCCCCAGUGGCACAAGCACGCUGAUAACUACCUAUUGUCUUUAUAACUAGCUAUAGACCUAUUGCUAUAUUACCCAAGCAUCAAGGAGAAUGCAGGGAUUGGUGUUCCACGUGCCACACGUGCUGGCCUUAGCAGUAGUAACUUUUCUAAAGCGAAAACCUAAAACAAAUGGCAUCUUGCACGCGCGUUCGUCAAUGCUUUAUUUUGAUUAUUUACUUCGAAUCUUUUAUACUGGGAAGGCGUGCGCAUGUGGCACGUGGAACACCUAUCCCUGCAUUCUCCUUGAUGCUUGGCUAGUACAGCAAAUGGUCUAUUGGUCCUUUUAAAAUAAAUGGUAUAUUUAUCAUUGUU